Messenger RNA from Pocillopora damicornis (cauliflower coral), 3319 nucleotides. Its product is annotated as F-box/LRR-repeat protein 4. Gene Ontology annotation, molecular function: protein binding. Gene Ontology annotation, biological process: SCF-dependent proteasomal ubiquitin-dependent protein catabolic process. The record is from RefSeq and is a predicted model, not a curated record. Lineage: Eukaryota; Metazoa; Cnidaria; Anthozoa; Scleractinia; Pocilloporidae. Gene Ontology annotation, cellular component: SCF ubiquitin ligase complex.
AUGGCGGUGUUUGGAAGUUUGGAAUCGCUGUAAACAUGUCUAAAGAGAUCAAACAAGUUGUGGAAAAAGUUGUUUUCUUUUCGAGCCAAUACGGAUCAGACAAAUCGAAAAGCUAUACAGCUGCGAAUUUAGCUGGGAAAUUUUACAACUACCCGAACUAUGGCGAUUUCACCCAAGCAUUCGUUUUGAGAUCUUAUGGACCAUGGUGGGAAAUGUCACCAUCAUUCCGAGCCCCUAUUGACAAGUCAAGAAGAAAACUCAACAGUGAGGAUUUUGUUGAUCUUCAAUUUGAAGAGUCUGUAUACCCCACUAAGAUUGAGAUUCUUGAAACCUACAAUCCUGGAGCAGUGGUUGGCGUCUUGGCCCUGGAGUCUGUUAGCUCUUUUUCAAAGUCAAAAAAACCCAGAUGGAGAACUCUGUGGUGUGGAGCUCCUCAAGAUUGAUUAAUUCGGUUGGAGUUCAAUCAAAGUCAUCUCAGCUAUUACACUGAACUUGAUGCCGUUAUUUUGUAUGGAACAGCAACUAGCAAUGACUUUCAGCAUAAGGAAUUGAAAAGUUUAGCAAAAGGUGAUGAUGCACAGGUGUCUAUAACAACAAACUUGUUUGCUCAACUGUCUGUCAAGUCUGGUGAGAAAGAUAAUAAAAAUGGCAGUCAGGGAGAGUUAGGAAACAAUGGAUACUUUGAUAUUUUACCAGUAAGUUUUUUGCCAUCUCUGUUAUAUAAUUACUGGAAAUCUUCUUUUGACAAUUUUUUUUUUCUCUUCUGUAGCUCCACAGUGACAAACGCGGCGGAAUGUAUAUCUUGCUUGACCUCUAAAUGUAGGAAACUGAAAAAGUUGUUUCUUACAGCGCUGAGGUCAGUCAGUGACGAUGUCAUAAAUGCGUUAGCAAAUAACUGCCCUGACUUAGAACAAGUAGAUGUGCUGGGAACUGGUCUCAUUCGUCCCCAUUCUAUCACUAGGUUGUUAAAAGAAUGCAAAAAGUUGCGGUUCCUCGAUGUCUCCUUCUGUUCGCAGUUAUCAAAAGAGUUUGUCGAAAAUUUGCGGUCUAUGUAUCCAGACGUGUCAAUUAAGAAGAGUUUUGUGACGGACGACCCGUUCUGAUAUGUAAGACCCGAUACUGGGUUAACCCUUUAAAGCCUAAGAGUGGAUAGCAUCUAAUUUCUUCUUACAAUAUCACCCACCCCUGAAUCAAAAAUUUAUGGUCACGAGAAUAAAGGAAAUGAUCACCAAUUCGAGGGACUCCUGGUUGUUAAACAAAUUCUCCCCAUCAGCAUCUCAGAAAAUGUAUAGAGAUCAUUAUAGAGAAUAUGCAAACUGAUAUUAGGGUGUAAAGAGUUAAGGCGGAAUUUCCUAAGUUGUCUAUCGGCCGAAUGCCUGAAUUAAUUAUGGUCAUAGAAAAGUAGUCGCCGCUAUUUGGUUACGUGGUAAGCGCUUGAUAAACCACUGAUGCUUCUCCGGUGCACUUCAAUUUACAUUCAAUUCAAUGUAGAAAAGUGUUAAUAAUUUAGCGUGCCGAACAGGCAUAACUUUUGCUUUUAUUAGGCGAACGGAAGUAAACGCGAAGCGCUAGUCACGUACUGGUGAUGAAGCACCAUCGUUCGUGAUCCGCGCUCGUUUCGCACUUGUCUUUGUUCGCCUGAACAAAGACAAAUAACUUUCCGUCUGUUCUGCAGGCUGCUAAUAAUGUGAUUCAUUUUUUAAUAUUGUAAAAUUUAGAUAACUCAGUUAUUUUAAGUUUUAUGUAGCUUAGUGUAGCUUACAAUGUAAAGAAUGCUUAAAACCGCUCUUUAAUCCAUCGAUCAAUAUAAUUUUUAUCCUCUAGGUUUUUAAGUUCUUUUAACGUAUGUACUGUUACUUCAUUAAGUGCUGUAUUAUUUUACCAUUAGCAAACGGCAAACAGAUGCAAUCAUUUUUAGAAAUAGUAAGAAUUAUCAAAUGGCCAUAUCUCACUAUUGAAUUAUUUCUAUGUCGAUCAAGCUUCAAAGGAAUUAGCUUUCUCGCUCAGACAGGAACCACAGAGAGGCAGGGACCUCACGUUUGGCAAUGGAAAAAUUAUUUAUGAAAUUAGAAUAAAAUCGCCAAAAAUAUGAUGCAGAAAAAUUUCAUAAUUUAAAUGUAAUUUUUUCCUUGGCAGAGUAGUCGCGCACAUAGACGACAGACAUGAAGGGUUACUUGUGAUAUGUUAAUUGUUCCAAUUCUAACCUCAUGGCAAUAUAGGUUUAUGUCCCUUUACCUUACAACUCCCAGAAGUGAUGAACAUAUAACUUCUCCCUGUAAUAUCCACCCAUUAUCCAGCAAAAAGUAAUGAGAAUGCACAAAGUUAUCAGGUAGAAAUUGUUAUAUUGAUCUAACACCAAAUUCUUAUGACUGAUUUACAAGGAAAGUUAUAGCAGCUUGAGGGGAGAGUUAACAAUUAGAUCUCGGGAGUUAAGGAGUUAAAUGGCUUUUUUUCGGUGAGCGAACCUCACAUGGAAAAAAGGCUAUUUUUAUAAUUUGUCUAUUUCGACCCAAAUUCAUGUCUGAUUUUGGUUUUGUAUUCUCUGGUUCAGUCGCUGAAGGCAUGACCAUUUUAUUUUCACGUUGAUCGUUGAUAAAAACGUGGCGGAAAGUUUGUAAAGAAACAUUUGCCGUUAUUCUAGUGGAGCUCAAAUAAACAUUUCCCGUGUGAAUAGGCCCGGCCGUCGCCCCGCCCCCCCUCCCAGAGCUCCCGCGUUCGCCUUUGUGCCCCCCCUUCCCUAUACUCCCCGCUUUAAAAGAUACGGCGUAGGCCUUAUUUUCUAGGUCUUGGAACAUGGUAACAGAUUAGUAAAUGAAUAAAACAGAAAUACGCUAAUUCAUUUAGUCAUUUCCAUGACAUUUCAAACAAACUUAUUUGCAACGUUAAGAUUCUGAAUCCCUUUGUCCUUGUUUACCGGCCAGUCCAUCUGUUUCCUUACUCGGAACUGGUUAGAUCAAAUGACCACCACAAACCGUAUAAUAUUAAGCCAAGAUUUAAUAAUUAUUCAAUCUAAGAGAAAUACAUUUAUAAUUCGCAAUUAGAACAAACGCAAAUCAAGUCUUUAUCUUGUAACUAAAUUAAAAAACUUCAAUAUAAACUUACUUCUGCGGCGGUUCGUUACAACAGUCUCACUUUACGGGUUAGCAGAUUCUUCAGGUAAGCGGAUUUAGAGACAGAAAAACGAUAACAAAAUAACUUCUUUCUCACUUCGAUUCUGCUGAAAAACUGACUUAAAACAUAAUAAUCUAACGCUUUUAAAUCAAUCUAUUGAAUUAAUGUCAAUCACGAUUCUUGUCAUCGAAUAAAUCUGUCAACACGA